Molecule: messenger RNA, 801 nt
Organism: Gossypium arboreum
Lineage: Eukaryota; Viridiplantae; Streptophyta; Magnoliopsida; Malvales; Malvaceae
Exons: 5
Coding region: 256-801 (181 amino acids)
Source: RefSeq, a predicted model, not a curated record
CACCAAGCAAACAUUAAUUAAAUUAAAAUUUGGCCAGAUAACCUAUCGCCUUCAACCUCACACUUGACUUAUUUUUCCCACUCUAAGAUUCCAUAGUCUUAUCUGAAGUAGUCGCGCGCGGGAAAAGGUAGAAUCAAGAUGGCCGCCAAUGUUAGAAUGGAACCUUCAGCUGUCUAUAAGGUGAAGCACAUGAGGCCACAUUUUACCAUUCGUUUUCCAGAGGAGUUGAUUUGAAGAAAACUGUGCGCUUUUACAAUGAAUACAGAGGCCAAACAAAGAGGUACCAAAUCUGAGAAGGAGAGAAGGGCUAGACAUGCUGCAAUCUGUAGAGAGUCUCGACAGAGAAUCAAAACGAAGCGUGAGCAACUUGAACGAGAGAUCCCAAUGUUGAAGACUGAAUCCCGGAAUAUGAAAAUGGAGUUUGAGAAUUACAAAUCUAACACAGAGCUUGAGCUCCGACAACUUAGGAGAACUAUUGUGGAACAGAAAGCAAGCGAGGAAUUGAUGAAGCAACUCUUCAUUCAUUUGAUGGCAUACCAUGGGCAUAACUUUGGUUCUUUUGACCAGGCAGUAAAAUGGUUUGCGUCGCAGAAUUAUGCGGGAGGUGGUCAAGUUUCAAGAGCCUCUGGAACUGGUUUACAGAAUGUUAAUAAUAGAUUGGUGGGAUCAGUACCGGUUCCAACAAUCGACUUUCAAGCUUCGAUGGUUGAUUGUGAUCAGCAAAUGUGUUUUGGUAAUUAUAUAACCCUUGAGCCACGCCUUGAUUACAUUGCUUGGUAUUUUGUAUUAGUAGACUUGUAA